GAGAGUGAAACUGUCCUUCCCACCAUCUCUUAGAGUGAGAGAGCCAGGUAGGGCUGUUGUCCUCAGAGAGUGUAAAAGUUUUGAAAAGGCAGCAGAAAGUCAAAAGAGAUGACCCCAAGGAAGUGAGGAAGGCGAGUGUUCUCAUCUUGGACUGACUACAAUUCAUUCACAGGAAUAGCUAAUAUUGGAGUUCUUAUUUUUUCUAGGUGCUUGAACACAGAACAUCUCACUUAACUCUUAGCACAAUCCUUAAGAGCCAAAUUUGUGAUCCACCUCCAGAAAAGACUUGAAUCUUUACAGUUGGAAUUUCCGUGUCGUGAGUGCUGAAGAGGAGCCCUUGGAGGACAGGAAGAUGGUCUGCAGCAUUGUGUCUCCCACCCAACCUGGCGCAGCCUUUGGCAGGAUUUCAGUUUUUCUGACUGUUACGUGAAAGGAUGAUUGCUCACAAACAGAAAAAGACAAAGAAAAAACGUGCUUGGGCAUCAGGUCAACUCUCUACUGAUGUUACAACUUCUGAAAUGGGGCUCAAGUCCUUAAGUUCCAACUCUAUUUUUGAUCCGGAUUACAUCAAGGAGUUGGUGAAUGAUAUCAGGAGGUUCUCCCACGUGUUACUAUAUUUGAAAGAAGCCAUAUUUUCAGACUGUUUUAAAGAAGUUAUUCAUAUACGUCUAGAGGAACUGCUCCGUGUUUUAAAGUCUAUAAUGAAUAAACAUCAGAACCUCAAUUCUGUUGAUCUUCAAAAUGCUGCAGAAAUGCUCACUGCAAAAGUGAAAGCUGUGAACUUCACAGAAGUUAAUGAAGAAAACAAAAACGAUCUCUUCCAGGAAGUGUUUUCUUCUAUUGAAACUUUGGCAUUUACCUUUGGAAAUAUCCUUACAAACUUCCUUAUGGGAGAUGUAGGCAAUGAUUCAUUACUGCGACUGCCUGUUUCUCGAGAAACUAAGUCAUUUGAAAAUGUUUCUGUGGAAUCAGUGGACUCAUCCAGUGAAAAAGGAAAUUUUUUCCCUUUAGAACUAGACAACGUGCUGUUAAAGAACACUGACUCUAUCGAGCUGGCUUUGUCAUAUGCUAAAACUUGGUCAAAAUAUACUAAGAACAUAGUUUCAUGGGUUGAAAAAAAGCUUAACUUGGAAUUGGAGUCCACUAGAAAUAUGGUCAAGUUGGCAGAGGCAACUAGAACCAACAUUGGAAUUCAGGAGUUCAUGCCACUGCAGUCUCUGUUUACUAAUGCUCUUCUUAAUGAUAUAGAGAGCAGUCACCUUUUACAACAAACAAUUGCAGCUCUCCAGGCUAACAAAUUUGUGCAGCCUCUACUUGGGAGGAAAAAUGAAAUGGAAAAACAAAGGAAAGAAAUAAAAGAGCUUUGGAAACAGGAGCAAAAUAAAAUGCUUGAAGCAGAGAAUGCUCUCAAAAAGGCAAAAUUAUUAUGCAUGCAACGUCAAGAUGAAUAUGAGAAAGCGAAGUCUUCCAUGUUUCGUGCAGAAGAGGAGCAUCUGUCUUCAAGUGGUGGAUUAGCAAAAAAUCUCAACAAGCAACUAGAAAAAAAGCGAAGGUUGGAAGAGGAGGCUCUCCAAAAAGUAGAAGAAGCAAAUGAACUUUACAAAGUUUGUGUGACAAAUGUUGAAGAAAGAAGAAAUGAUCUAGAAAAUACCAAAAGAGAAAUUUUAGCACAACUCCGGACACUUGUUUUCCAGUGUGAUCUUACCCUUAAAGCUGUAACAGUUAACCUCUUCCACAUGCAGCAUCUGCAGGCUGCUUCCCUUGCAGACAGUUUACAGUCUCUCUGUGAUAGUGCCAAACUCUAUGACCCAGGCCAAGAGUACAGUGAAUUUGUCAAGGCCACAAAUUCAACUGAAGAAGAAAAAGUUGAUGGAAAUGUAAAUAAACAUUUAAAUAGUUCCCAACCUUCAGGAUUUGGACCUGCCAACUCUUUAGAGGAUGUUGUACGCCUUCCUGACAGUUCUAAUAAAAUUGAAGAGGACAGAUGCUCUAACAGUGCAGAUAUAACAGGUCCUUCCUUUAUAAGAUCAUGGACAUUUGGGAUGUUUAGUGACUCUGAGAGCACUGGAGGGAGCAGCGAAUCUAGGUCUCUGGAUUCAGAAUCUAUAAGUCCAGGAGACUUUCAUCGAAAACUUCCACGAACACCAUCCAGUGGAACUAUGUCCUCUGCAGAUGAUCUAGAUGAAAGAGAGCCACCUUCCCCUUCAGAAACUGGACCCAAUUCCCUUGGAACAUUUAAGAAAACAUUGAUGUCAAAGGCAGCUCUCACACACAAGUUUCGCAAAUUGAGAUCCCCCACGAAAUGCAGAGAUUGUGAAGGCAUUGUAGUCUUCCAAGGUGUUGAAUGUGAAGAGUGUCUCCUUGUUUGUCAUCGAAAGUGUUUGGAAAAUUUAGUCAUUAUUUGUGGUCAUCAGAAACUUCCAGGAAAAAUACACUUAUUUGGAGCAGAAUUCACACAAGUUGCAAAAAAGGAACCAGAUGGUAUCCCUUUUAUACUCAAAAUAUGUGCCUCAGAGAUUGAAAAUAGAGCUUUGUGUCUACAGGGAAUUUAUCGUGUGUGUGGAAACAAAAUAAAAACUGAAAAACUGUGUCAAGCUUUGGAAAAUGGAAUGCACUUGGUAGAUAUUUCAGAAUUUAGUUCACAUGAUAUCUGUGACGUCUUGAAAUUAUACCUUCGGCAGCUGCCAGAACCAUUUAUUUUAUUUCGAUUGUACAAGGAAUUUAUAGACCUUGCAAAAGAGAUCCAACAUGUAAAUGAAGAACAAGAGACAAAAAAGGAUAGUCUUGAAGACAAAAAAUGGCCAAAUAUGUGUAUAGAAAUAAACCGAAUUCUUCUAAAAAGCAAAGACCUUCUAAGACAAUUGCCAGCAUCAAAUUUUAACAGUCUUCAUUUCCUUAUAGUACAUCUAAAGCGGGUAGUAGAUCAUGCAGAAGAAAACAAGAUGAACUCCAAAAACUUGGGGGUGAUAUUUGGACCAAGUCUCAUUAGGCCAAGGCCCACAACUGCUCCUAUCACCAUCUCCUCCCUUGCAGAGUAUUCAAAUCAAGCACGCUUGGUAGAGUUCCUCAUUACUUACUCACAGAAGAUCUUCGAUGGGUCCCUACAACCACAAGAUGUUAUGUGUAGCAUAGGUGUUGUUGAUCAAGGCUGUUUUCCAAAGCCUCUUUUAUCACCAGAAGAAAGAGACAUUGAACGUUCCAUGAAGUCACUAUUUUUUUCUUCAAAGGAAGAUAUCCAUACUUCAGAGAGUGAAAGCAAAAUUUUUGAACGAGCUACAUCAUUUGAGGAAUCAGAACGCAAGCAAAAUGCGUUAGGAAAAUGUGAUGCAUGUCUCAGUGACAAAGCACAGUUGCUUCUAGACCAAGAGGCUGAAUCAGCAUCCCAAAAGAUAGAAGAUGGUAAAACCCCUAAGCCACUUUCUCUGAAAUCUGAUAGGUCAACAAACAAUGUGGAGAGGCAUACUCCAAGGACCAAGAUUAGACCUGUAAGUUUGCCUGUAGAUAGACUACUUCUUGCAAGUCCUCCUAAUGAGAGAAAUGGCAGAAAUAUGGGAAAUGUAAAUUUAGACAAGUUUUGCAAGAAUCCUGCCUUUGAAGGAGUUAAUAGAAAAGACGCUGCUACUACUGUUUGUUCCAAAUUUAAUGGCUUUGACCAGCAAACUCUACAGAAAAUUCAGGACAAACAGUAUGAACAAAACAGCCUAACUGCCAAGACUACAAUGAUCAUGCCCAGUGCACUCCAGGAAAAAGGAGUGACAACAAGCCUCCAGAUUAGUGGGGACCAUUCUAUCAAUGCCACUCAACCCAGUAAGCCAUAUGCAGAGCCAGUCAGGUCAGUGAGAGAGGCAUCUGAGAGACGGUCUUCAGAUUCCUACCCUCUCGCUCCUGUCAGAGCACCCAGAACACUGCAGCCUCAACAUUGGACAACAUUUUAUAAACCACAUGCUCCCAUCAUCAGUAUCAGGGGGAAUGAGGAGAAGCCAGCUUCACCCUCAGCAGCAGUGCCUCCUGGCACAGCUCACGAUCCCCAGGGUCUCAUGGUGAAGUCAGUGCCAGACCCAGACAAAGCAUCAGCUUGUCCUGGGCAAGCAACUGGUCAACCUAAAGAAGACUCUGAGGAGCUUGGCUUGCCUGAUGUGAAUCCAAUGUGUCAGAGACCAAGGCUAAAACGAAUGCAACAGUUUGAAGACCUCGAAGAUGAAAUUCCACAAUUUGUGUAGGGUUGUCAAAUUUCAGGGUUUUUUUGUUGUUGUUGUGUUAUUUUGUGGUAUUGUGCUUGUUUUGUGAAAGAAUGUUUUGACAGGGCCCCUUUUGUAUAGGACUGCCAAAUCAUGGGUUUUGCCUUUUGUUGUUGUAUUUAUCCUCUGUUGGUAAUACUGAAUGGUAGAAUGUUUUGAUAGGGUCACAUUUGUGCCUCACUGGAAUGAUCUUUAAAUUCUGUAUUUUUGAAGUUGUGAAUAAGAUAGGUGGAUUCGUAUUUUUUAAAGUUCAGUUGACUUUCCCCACCAAAUGGUCCAUUUGAAUGCAUCCCUAAUAUAUGAUAUAGUCUCAACUAAUAGGUGCAAUUUGGGAAAAUCAGGUUUAUUUUUUUGGAGUGGAACUGUUAUAAGUGCUUAUUUAUAAAAGGAAUGUUUCUGAAUGCAAGUGCCUAAAAAGAUCUUUGUUGGUAUGCAUAUGUUUUUUCACACAAUUUUAUAGUGCAUCUUUUACCAUUUGUGCUUUUUUAAGAUACGUAUGUAAGCUCUUAUUUUUCAAUUGGCAAUUCAGUUAAUUUUUAAAUGUUUACAUAAUGGCCAGAAGGCUUGCAAAUCUGUAUUUAAUUGCAUUUUAAUUAAUUGCCAGUUUUUACAUGUGAUAGUCAAUUGUACAAAGAAAAUGCACUUAAACCUGUUUCUAAAUUAUAUAUUCAGUUAUAUUUGGCUUUAGAUGGUUUUAAUACAUUUGAUAGCUUUUCACCCCUUGGCUUUAUUUUAUAUAAACUUUUGUUUUUUAGCAGUUCUGAACUUUUUAGUAUUUUAUAAAUGGUCCAAAAAAUGCCUGUUUCAGAAGUUUUUGAAUUCAGUGCAUUUCCUCUUGAUUUGUCUGGGUUAAAACCAUUCCUUUUGUAUGAAAUGUUUUGACUUAGGAAUCAUUUUAUUUACUUGUUCUACCUGGAUUGUCAACAACUGAAAGUAUAUAUUUCAUCCAAAUCAAGCUAAAAUUUAUUUAAGUUGAUUCUGAGAGUACAGGUCAGUAAGCCUCAUUAUUUGGAAUUUGAGAGAAGGUAUAGGUGAUCGGAUCUGUUUCAUUUAUAAAAGGUCCAGUUUUUAGGACUAGUACAUUCCUGUUAUUUUCUGGGUUUUAUCAUUUUGCCUAAAAUAGGAUAUAAAAGGGACAAAAAAUAAGUAGACUGUUUUUAUGUGUGAAUUAUAUUUCUACUAAAUGUUUUUGUAUGACUGUGUUAUACUUGAUAAUAUAUAUAUAUAUAUAUCAACUUGUUAAAUUA
Messenger RNA from Gorilla gorilla gorilla (western lowland gorilla), 5485 nucleotides. It is a transcript of the gene ARHGAP29, whose product is annotated as Rho GTPase activating protein 29. Gene Ontology annotation, cellular component: cytoplasm. The coding region runs from base 435 to 4220 and encodes 1261 amino acids. The transcript is spliced from 25 exons. Gene Ontology annotation, biological process: activation of GTPase activity; signal transduction. Lineage: Eukaryota; Metazoa; Chordata; Mammalia; Primates; Hominidae. The record is from RefSeq and is a predicted model, not a curated record. Gene Ontology annotation, molecular function: GTPase activator activity.